Gadus morhua (Atlantic cod) is the source of this 6581-nucleotide messenger RNA. It is a transcript of the gene itga1, whose product is annotated as integrin, alpha 1. The record is from RefSeq and is a predicted model, not a curated record. The coding region runs from base 505 to 4059 and encodes 1184 amino acids. Gene Ontology annotation, molecular function: integrin binding. Gene Ontology annotation, biological process: cell adhesion mediated by integrin; integrin-mediated signaling pathway; cell-matrix adhesion. Gene Ontology annotation, cellular component: external side of plasma membrane; integrin complex. NCBI's taxonomy places the organism in Eukaryota, Metazoa, Chordata, Actinopteri, Gadiformes, Gadidae. The transcript is spliced from 30 exons.
UCAUCAUAAGUCUCUCACUUGCCAUCCCUCCUCUGGUCCGCACUGUAGACCUACCCCUCUCUGGACAGUACACGCAGCCUACACGCAGGAUUUAAACGGGCCAUGGAAUAACGCACAGACCACUCAAGCCUCGUCUUUGGAAAAAAGGGAUUUAUAGGUCGGCUAACUAAGAAGAGAGGGAAGAGGGAAAGGAAAUGCCCUCGAGCUCGUCCUGUCAUCUUUCAGAUGUUACGGCUUGUAUCUGACGUUAUAAUAGACCCUGUCAUUCAGCUAACUAACUUGAGACGUGCGUCUGGUGUUGAACACCCUCUCAUUCGGCUGAAUAAAGACGGCCGUCUGGUGUUGAAGUAGCACCCUCUCAUUCGUCUCGACAAGGCUUCAAUCUGGUGUUGGACACCGCUCACAUUCAGCUCAUUAGACUUACAGUUUCUGGUGUCAAACACCCUGCGUCAUACGGAGAGCAGAAGCCCCCCUCGGUCGCCGGAGACCCGUGGUGUGUCAAAGAUGGACCAGCGAUAUGGACAUUUCGUUUUGACAACAAUAGCAACAGCAGUGCUGCUGCCCUGCCUGCUGUCCUUUAACGUGGACCAGAAGACCGGCCUGUCCUUCAGUGGGCCUCUGGAGGACAUGUUUGGCUACUCCGUCCAGCAGUUUGCAAACGCUGAAGGCAAAUGGGUUCUCAUUGGCUCACCACAUGCUGGUCAACCAUCGAAGAGAACAGGAGACGUCUACAAGUGUCCUGUGGGAACAGGAGACAACACCUGUAUCAAGCUCGAGCUGCCCCAAAACACAACGGUUCCCAACUUGCGUGAAGUCAAGGAGAACAUGACCAUGGGAACCACGCUGGUGACCAAUCCCAGCGGAGGGUUUCUGGCCUGCGGUCCUCAGUAUGGUUACAUGUGUGGUCAGCAGCAGUUCAUCUCUGGUGUCUGCGCCAACGUUAGCUCCUCCUUUGAGGUCCUGAACUCCAUAGCACCAGCAGUACAAGAAUGUGCCAAGGAGUUGGACAUUGUGAUCGUGCUGGACGGCUCCAACAGUAUCUACCCCUGGUCUAGCAUCCUGGAAUUCUUGCUGAAGUUCCUCGCGAACAUUGAGAUCGGACCUCAGCUCUCACAGGUGGGCAUCGUAUCGUACGGAGAGAACGUGACUCAUCGAGUCAACCUGAGCCAGUUUGACAACAGGGAAUCGCUACUCAGAAAAGUCAUGGCUCUACCCCAGGACACGGGCAUCAAGACCAUGACCGCCUCGGGCAUCGAGACCGCCAGGAAAGAGGCCUUCAUGGAGGAGCGAGGGGCGCGGCCCGGGGUGAAGAAGGUGAUGGUGAUCGUGACGGACGGAGAGUCACAUGACUCCCAUGAGCUGGAUAGAGUCAUCGACGAGUGUCAGGACGACGGCAUCGAGCGCUUCGGAAUCGCCGUUUUGGGUGAUUACAACCGUCAGAACAAAAGUGCUGCCGAAAUCCAUAAGUUUAUCAAGGAGAUUAAGUCCAUUUCCAGCGAACCACUGGGAGAGCAUUUCUUCAACGUGUCCGAUGAGGUGGCCCUGCUCACCAUCGUGGACGCCCUGGGGAGCCGUAUCUUUGCCUUGGAGGCGACAUCUGGCAACCACACCUCGUCAUUUGCCAGGGAGAUGUCCCAGGCAGGAUUCAGCGCACACACAUAUGAAGGCGGUGUGUUGCUAGGCGCCGUGGGCGCGUACGACUGGAACGGGACGGUGGAGAUGCACCUCGCUGGACGCGCCGUGGCCCCCGACAACCUGCAGUUCUUCGACCCCGAGACGGAGGCCGGGUACGAGGGGCUGGCCGGCUACCUCGGUUACGACGUCCAGUCGGCGGCCACACCUGACGGGACGCUGUAUAUAGCGGGAGCCCCCCGCUACAACCACACCGGCCGGGUGGUCCUCUACCGCCUGGACGAGAAGGACAAAGUGGUGGUCACCCAGAUACUGAAGGGAGAGCAGAUUGGCUCCUACUUUGGGAGUGUGCUGCAGACGGUGGACGUGGACAAGGACUCCUACACCGACCUGCUGCUGGUGGGCUCCCCCAUGUACAUGGGCCGGGAGCGGGACGAACAGGGACAGGUCUACGUCUACAAGUACAACCAGGAGGCGGGCCUGUUCGAGCACCAGUUCACCCUAAGGCCUGUCAACCAGUCCUGCUGCAACGCCCGCACCGCCAGCUGCACCAACAAGAACGAGCCGUGCGGCGCCCGCUUCGGCACGGCCAUCGCCGCCGUGUCCGACCUCAACCUGGACGGCUUCAACGACGUGGCCAUCGGCGCGCCGCUGGAGAACGACCACCGGGGGGCGGUGUACAUCUACCACGGAGCGGAGAGGGCCCUGAAAGAGGCCUUCGUGCAGAGGAUCCCGGCCGGAGGAGACGGUGUGAAGGUGAAGUUCUUCGGUCAGUCCAUCCAUGGGGUCAUGGACCUGAACGGGGACGGGAUCACGGACGUCACCAUCGGGGGGCUGGGAGGCGCCUCGCUGUUCUGGUCUAGAGAUGUCGGGGAGCUCCGUGCCACCAUGACCUUCGACCCCUCGAAGAUCAACAUCCAACAGACCAACUGUGAAUUCCAGGACCGCAGGACCGUGUGCGUCCAGACGGAGCUGUGUUUCACCUACAGCAUCAAGUCUGACAAAGGGGCGCCCGCCGCCAGCCAGGAGCUCACCGAAAUACGCUACGCACUGACCCUGGACGCCCUGCGGGCCAAGGCCAGAGCGUCGUUCAGCGGCCCGGAGGAUAAGAGAAGGAUCUCCAGGAACACCUCCAUGACGGACAAGAAGUGUUUCACGGAGCACUUCAGAAUGUCGGCCAGGCCGGACUUCCGGGACCCUAUCAUGGUCUCCCUCGUGUUUGGCUUGGCCAAUGAGGACCAGGGGCCAGUCCUGGACGCAAACCUGCCUACCUCCAUCAACAAGACUAUUCCUGUAGUGGACUGCGGAGUAAAUGGGAAGUGCAUUGCAGACCUGUCUCUUAAAGCAGAGCCAAGUGUCAAUGAAAUGGUGAUUAAAGUCUACAAGGAGAAGAUUACUGUGUCUGUUGAUGUUAAAAACAGCAAAGACAAUGCAUACAACACCAAGGUUAUAGUGGACUUCAGCCAGAACAUCAACUAUGUCAAAGUAGAGCCUGACAUCAAGGAGUGCAAUCUGAACCACACUCGGUUAGAGUGUGCUGUGGGGUACCCCUUCCUGGCCAGCAACGCAGAGGAGCAUUUUAAACUGACGUUUGAAGUCACCCCUGAGCAUAUUGGAGCAGAGAUUCAAAUAAACGUAACUGCUACAAGCGAUAGUGACGAAUCCCCUUCGACCUUGGGCGACAACAUGGUGAAAAUCAAAAUCCCUGUCAAGUAUGAAGCCGGGCUCAUAUUCUCAGUGAGGCCGAAGGACGAUCACAUCGUAUAUAAGGAGGGCGAACAGUACCCGGCCGUCUUCAACCACACCAGCGCCAUAGGGAAGGAGCUCACCAUAACAUACAAGGUGGAGAAGGCGCUGAAGGUGACCACCCCUCCCUUGAAGCUGACCAUCACCUACCCUUACCGGUCCACCAUGAACAACAUCCUCCUCUACCUCACCCAUGUCACCUACAGCCCCGAAAUCACAUGUAAUGCGGACGAUCAGAUCAACCCAGAAAAGAUCGGCUCUAAGACCCAUACGGUCAAAACGUCAAAAGAAUCACUGAGCGCUUACCUUGUGAGCUGUGGGACCAUCCUUUGUAGGUCCUUUGACUGCAUGAUCCCUGAGGCCGUUACCAGUGAGGUCAACGUCACGUUUAGAGUGUGGAAACCCACUUUUAUCAAGGCUGAGUUUUCCAGCUUAUACAUGAUGGUGAAUGGUACCCUUAAAGCCCGGGAUCAUCUAUUUUUGCUGACCAGUGACCACAAUGCCCGGAUUGUGAAAAUCCAGGUGUCAAAGGAGGCUAUAGGAGGGAUCCCUUGGUGGAUCAUCCUGAUCAGCAUCCUGAUAGGACUGCUUAUCCUUGCACUAGUCAUCUUCGGACUAUGGAAGAUUAACUUCUUCAAGAGGAAGAGUCUGGAGGACAGGAAGGAGGACAUGAUGGAAUGAGGGGUGACCAGAGGCCAGCACUUAGCACCAGCAGUGUCAGCAGCUCAGUGGGCCAAGGUUACCGGGCCACACAGACAAUGGAAGUAGGCCUACAAAAUCAGCAGCUGGACGGACUGCGUAACAUGCUUUAGAGGGGACAUAUUAUACCACCAGCUGUGAGUGGGAUUAGCCUACGAGCUGUUUUGAAAAUCUGCCCCAUAUGACAUCACUACUGGGCGUGUCCACCUAGAUCUGAGCUGGAUAGAUCGGUUUACAAGCCUUCCCAGUGGACUGAAGUAAACGUUGCUCAUCUAUCCAGCACACAUCUAGGUGGACACGCCCACUAGUGAUGUCAUAUGGGGCCGAUUUUUGAAACGGCUUGUAAGGCUAAUCACACUCACACCUGGUGGUAUAUGUCUCCUUCAAGUCGCACAUCUGCCUCACUGGUGUUUAGACCGACACAGACUGUACAGGCGAUUGACUACUUCCACUCACUCACGCCUGGGCAAAGGAGUAGUGUCCCUCGAACAAAAGCCAUAUAAAGACAAUCCCAAUGGUCUGGUAAGAUUAAAAAAGAAAUGUCUUCUUGAUCAAUUUGAUGUAUGUCGUAGUCUCCCCGCAGAUUUUCCCCGCAUUUACUCUCACCAUCAACCUCUGGUCAGUUCUAAAAUUAGGCAAGAAUGGUAAAGUAUACAAGGGGAGAUGAGAUGUAGCUGGUGGGUGUCAAGAACCGCUUUGACAAACCACAUUGCUCGUAAAGAUAUAGCUGUUGCACUAAUAUCACCAAUAGUUGCAUACACAUCUAAUUAGCUAAACUGCUAUUGAAAUAAAACACAUACUCAGGUUUUUAACUCAUCCACCCUCAAAAACAGUUUCAAAAUGAUUUAUAUAUGUAUAUUAUGUUGCUAUCUUAAGAACAGCAAAGAGAUUAUUCUGAGAAAUGAUAUGUAAGCCAAGUGGGUUUAAUGGAUCAAACAUUUAUCUGGUGAUUUGUAAAGGCUAGAUAGACAUUUAUACAUGUAGAAUACCAAUGUUCUAAACUAAAUUAUACAUGUAAAAUACCAAUGUCCUAAACUAAACAGAGGUUUGCUUUGUUAUUUUAAUUGAAACACUGUUCAUUUCAGCCUUUUACAUAUUUUAUUCCUUAAGGAUAGCCAUUUUAAAUAUGACAAAUUCCUCAUCCUCUUAUUCCUAAUGUUGGAUUUCUACACUGAUUUUCACAACGUUUUUUUUUUCACAAAGUCAAGGUGCAGAAUGUAUGCUUUUAUUUUUUAUACCAUUUUAACUAAGUUGAUUUGUAAAGCAGGAAAAAAUAUUAAUAAUCUUGUAUUAACUUUGUCUGUAAUUAUCGUUUUGGUUACUUGGGAUAUAGAUAGCCAACAGACUGCACCUUUGAAAAUAUAUAUAUAUCUUUGAUUGUACUGUAAAUGCAAAUGGACGCUCAAAUAUGUAAAGCUUUAAAUGUACAAAGUGUGUUUGCCACAACUCAUUAUUUAAGACAAAACUGUUUUUUUUUACAACUUAUUCACCGACUUUUUCUUCCUGAAAACCAAAAGAUAUUGCUCGGGUGAUACCAUGAUAAGAGAAUGAUUAAGAAUAUUUUAUUGCAUACAAGACUUGUUAGACAGAUAUAAGCAUUUCACAUGCUACAAAACUAUGUAAAUAUCAUUCUUAUUUUUAGAUAACAAAUUCUGAUUCUGUUAACUCUGUAGUCAAAGAUAAAUGAAGAAGAGGGUGUGAUUCCACUAUUUCCCAUCAUCUUAUAUUAUUUACGGUAUGUGUUAUUUGUGACGUUUGUUAAUUUCAAUGAAUAUCAUGUCCAAGUCUGAUUGACCAAAACAAAAAGAGCAAAACAUAUGUGUGCUAUGGAUUAACAAAGAGUAUUCCUACCUAUAAAGGUGGAUAUAAACAACAUAUACACAUUAUUUGUAUUAUGUGUGAGGUAAAUUCUGAUAAUUAUCUAUUACUGUUCACCUCCUGUUGUUUUAUGAUCCACAUCUUCUCGUCGCAGAGAUUUGCAUUUUAAUGACACAAAUCACUUUAUAUUUGGCACACAACCCCAUUUAUCAGUCAGUUUGUUUGCACAGCUUUGCAGUUAGUGAAACUUCGGUGAAGUAAUUUUAUGAUCUUUGGUAGUGAUUCAGUUUUAAACCCUUCUCUUGUUUUAUUCUUCGAUACCGAUAUUCAACAGUUAAAACCAAAAUCCAAGAAGGAGACAGCCAUUAUUUUAAUACUGAAUUUUAUAAGAUAAUUCAAGUUUAACUUUCCACUGUUGAAAUCAAGCACAUAUAAAAUAUACAUGUAGAAUAUGUAGCAUUUCUAGGGACGGUGUGUGGCCAAAGAGGGCUAAGAUGCCUCAAGGCAAAGGUCUUGCUGUGGAAGAGCAGGUUAAGAAUGAAGCCAAAUGUUAUUGUUGAGAUUCCCAAUGCUCUACACUGCUGUGAAGUUAUCAUUGUAAUGCACUGGUUUGUCAUGCUUUCUCAUCAGCAUGAAAAAACUGAACUGAGUCUGAUGCAGAAAAAAAUAAAGAUUUUUUAUGACUA